AUGAUUCCAUUUAUUAAUUUAAUAACACCAAUAACAAAUGUUAUUGGAAGUGCACUUUGGGCUUGUGAUAUUGAAAGAUUUAAAGAACCAUUAAGACAUCCAAGAAGUUAUUUAUUAUCACCAAGUCCAGCUUUAAUUGAACAAGAACAAACUGAUUAUGGAAGAACUGAAUAUGAAAAAGAUAAAAUAUCCCCACCGAAUUAUCAAGAUACUAUCCAUAAUAAUAUUUAUCCAUCAGCUCCAUCUAUUGAAAAACAAUAA
Rotaria sp. Silwood2 is the source of this 261-nucleotide messenger RNA. NCBI's taxonomy places the organism in Eukaryota, Metazoa, Rotifera, Eurotatoria, Philodinida, Philodinidae. The record is from the annotation of a GenBank genome assembly.